Messenger RNA from Saccharomyces eubayanus, 2145 nucleotides. RefSeq names its product glutamine-dependent NAD(+) synthetase (gene QNS1). The coding region runs from base 1 to 2145 and encodes 714 amino acids. The transcript has a single exon. Gene Ontology annotation, biological process: NAD+ biosynthetic process. The record is from RefSeq and is a predicted model, not a curated record. NCBI's taxonomy places the organism in Eukaryota, Fungi, Ascomycota, Saccharomycetes, Saccharomycetales, Saccharomycetaceae. Gene Ontology annotation, molecular function: ATP binding; NAD+ synthase (glutamine-hydrolyzing) activity; glutaminase activity. Gene Ontology annotation, cellular component: cytoplasm.
AUGUCUCACCUUAUUACUUUAGCUACGUGUAAUUUGAACCAAUGGGCCCUAGAUUUUGAAGGUAAUAGAGACCGUAUUUUAGAAUCUAUCAGGGUCGCCAAAGAAAGAGGUGCCAGAUUACGUGUUGGUCCAGAACUAGAAAUUACUGGUUAUGGAUGUUUAGAUCAUUUUUUAGAAAGCGAUGUCUGUCUCCAUUCGUGGGAAAUGUAUGCACAAAUAAUUAAAAACGAGAAAACUCAUGGGUUAAUACUUGACGUCGGUAUGCCAGUUUUACAUAAAAAUGUUCGUUACAAUUGUCGUCUUCUAUCAUUGGAUGGUAAAAUAUUAUUUAUAAGACCCAAAAUUUGGUUAGCAAAUGAUGGUAAUUAUAGAGAAAUGAGGUUUUUCACUCCUUGGAUGAAGCCUGGUGUAGUGGAAGACUUUAUUCUCCCACCUGAAAUUCAAAAAGUUACAGGUCAGAGGCUUGUGCCAUUUGGUGAUGCUGUAAUAAAUUCUUUGGACACUUGCAUUGGUACAGAAACUUGCGAAGAAUUAUUUACACCCCAAUCGCCUCAUAUUGCCAUGUCGUUGGAUGGUGUGGAAAUCAUCACAAACUCGUCUGGUUCUCAUCAUGAAUUGCGUAAGUUGAAUAAAAGAUUAGACUUAAUUUUGAAUGCCACUAAACGUUGUGGUGGUGUUUACUUGUAUGCUAAUCAAAGAGGUUGUGAUGGUGACAGAUUAUAUUAUGAUGGUUGUGCCCUGAUUGCCAUCAAUGGUACGAUUGUAGCUCAAGGGUCACAGUUUUCCUUAGAUGACGUAGAAGUUGUUACUGCUACCGUAGAUCUAGAAGAAGUGAGAAGUUAUCGUGCGGCUAUUAUGUCCCGGGGUUUGCAGGCUUCUUUAUCAGAAAUCAAGUUUAAACGUAUCGAUAUUCCUGUAGAACUAGCCUUAAUGACCUCCAGAUUCGAUCCUACAGUAUGCCCAACAAAGAUCCGAGAGCCCUUUUACCACUCUCCUGAGGAAGAAAUUGCUUUGGGUCCAGCUUGCUGGAUGUGGGAUUAUUUGAGACGUUGCAACGGCACAGGGUUUUUCCUGCCUUUGUCUGGGGGUAUUGAUUCUUGCGCAACCGCAAUGAUUGUUCAUUCAAUGUGCCGCUUAGUAACGGAGGCCGCUCAGAAUGGAAACCAGCAAGUUAUCAAAGACGCUCGUAAGAUAACACGUAGUGAUGAUGAUUGGGUCCCAAGCACUCCACAAGAGCUAGCCUCAAAAAUGUUCCAUUCAUGUUUCAUGGGGACAGAAAAUUCAUCUAAGGAGACAAGAAGUAGAGCUAAAGAUCUUUCAAAGGCUAUUGGAUCCUAUCAUGUUGACUUAAACAUGGACUCCCUGGUAACGAGUGUAGUGUCUUUAUUUGAAGUGGCUACGGGCAAAAAACCAAUAUUUAAAAUCUUUGGUGGGUCUCAAAUCGAAAAUUUGGCUUUACAAAAUAUCCAGGCGCGACUAAGAAUGGUUCUUGCUUAUCUGUUUGCCCAACUAUUGCCGUGGGUUCGUGGCAUUCCAAAUUCCGGCGGUUUGCUGGUGCUAGGUAGUGCCAAUGUUGAUGAAUGUUUACGUGGUUACUUGACGAAAUAUGAUUGUUCUUCGGCUGAUAUUAACCCCAUCGGAGGUAUAUCAAAGACCGAUUUGAAAAGUUUCAUUGCAUACGCUUCUAAAGAAUAUGACAUGCCAAUCUUGGACGACUUUUUAAAUGCUACGCCAACCGCAGAACUAGAACCGAUGACAAAGGAUUAUGUUCAAUCAGAUGAGAUAGAUAUGGGAAUGACUUACGAGGAAUUGGGUGUGUUUGGUUAUUUAAGAAAAGUUGAGAAAUGUGGUCCUUAUUCUAUGUUUUUGAAACUUCUUCAUCAAUGGUCACCAAAAUUAUCGCCUCGUCAAAUAUCUGAAAAGGUUAAAAGAUUCUUCUUCUUCUAUGCUAUCAAUAGACAUAAACAAACCGUUUUAACUCCUAGUUAUCAUGCUGAACAAUAUUCACCAGAAGACAACAGAUUUGAUUUGCGUCCCUUCUUAAUCAACCCAAGAUUCCCAUGGGCUUCAAGAAAGAUUGACGAAGUUGUUGAACAAUGCGAAUCGCACAAAGCCUCGAAGCUUGACAUUAUGUCAAUUGAUUAG